Messenger RNA from Kwoniella botswanensis, 1317 nucleotides. RefSeq lists its product as uncharacterized. The record is from RefSeq and is a predicted model, not a curated record. Gene Ontology annotation, molecular function: protein binding. The coding region runs from base 1 to 1317 and encodes 438 amino acids. Lineage: Eukaryota; Fungi; Basidiomycota; Tremellomycetes; Tremellales; Cryptococcaceae. Gene Ontology annotation, cellular component: membrane; cytoplasm. The transcript is spliced from 5 exons.
AUGUCUCACACGCCAACUUCAACCACCCCAUCGGGUAAUGCCUCUUCAGCCGGCCAACAAGAUAAGAAACCCUCUUUGACCGGGGUGAGGAUCAAGCAGAGAAAAGGUCAAGCCAAAGCCACAGCAAAGUUCGAACCCGAGGGCUUCCGUGACGCUCUUCUCUUACACCUCGCCCUUAUUUCCACUCCUUAUACGACCGACUCAUUAGUCUCCAAGCUCGUUCAGGCCGGAUCCACUCUUGAGUUCUUGAAAUACUAUGAACAAUUGUUUGAGAUCCUGUUUGUAGGGGGAUUAUUACAACCUGGCGGAAGUUAUUUGGAUGAUAAGAGAUCACCUAUCUAUAUCCUCAAAGACGAAUCAGAAGAUGACGGUACAUGGGGUAAAAAUGUCGGUGUGAAAGGGAUGAUCGAAGUGUUGAAGAAGGUUAUUCAACGAUACAAAUACCUACAAAAACCAUUGGAAGAGAACUUCUUACCCGAUUUAUUGGGUUAUUUGCCAAAAUGGGAUGAAGAACAUCGAAAGAAAUUAGCAGAAGCUAUUGCUCUGUUGGUUAUUGAUCUUCAAAUCUCUUCAAAAUUCUUGGUUUCCUUGACUAAAGAACACGUAGUGAAAGAUAAUAUCGGAUUAAACUUUUUCACUUCGUUCGCUAAAUUCUAUUUAUCCAAAUCGUCGAUCGACCAAUUCUCUUCAGCAGUUAGAAGAUCAGGUUUGAAAGAUAUUUUGAACCUCUUCCCACUUCAAACUAGAGAUAAAACCCACUUGGAUCAACAUUUCAAGAAAGAGGGUCUUCAACCUAUCGUAGAUUGGUAUAACAAGUUGGCGUUGGGUGAAGUCAAGGAAGAGACCAUCCAAUCGGUAGAGAGAAUGAUCAAUGACGAGGAGUCCAACGAACAGAUCAUCGAGACCCUCAAAUCUCAGCAAGCUGAGAAACCAGUUCCCGAAGCUGAUUUGGUCGAUUGGAUUUGGCAAGGUCUAAUGAGGACUGUCGAUAUGACAGCUAGAGCCGAUCAGAUCGAUGCCUUCGUCGUACAACAUGUGACAAAAUACGCUCCAAUCCUGGAACCAUUCUGCAACACAGCUAAGGCUCAAGUCAACUUGAUCAACUCGGUUCAAAUUUACUGUCACACCGAUACAAGAAUUAUCAAGUCUUUCGUGCAGAUCCUCAAGAUCUUCUACAACGCCGAUGUAGUUUCGGACCAAGCUAUUAUCUACUGGCACCAGAAAGGAGCGAAACCUAAUGGUAAACAACAUUUCCUAAAAGCUACCGAGGCUUUGGUCAAGUUCCUCGAAGAGCAAGAUUCAGAUGAAGAGGAAUAG